Molecule: messenger RNA, 1257 nt
Organism: Talaromyces atroroseus
Lineage: Eukaryota; Fungi; Ascomycota; Eurotiomycetes; Eurotiales; Trichocomaceae
Exons: 2
Coding region: 1-1257 (418 amino acids)
Source: RefSeq, a predicted model, not a curated record
AUGGAGUCGUCGAUUACGACAUUCAACGGUUUGAGAUGCACUAGAGUCUCACGGACAAUAUUUCUCACGGCGACAUCAACGUCCGCCGCUUCAGAGACUGCCGGGCAGAAUCUGUCGUCCAUUGGCACAUCAACAGCCACUUAUGAAUCGUCUGUUACGAGUAGUAGCAUAUCGUCAGGUUCACAGACAACAGAUUUGGCUUCUACUACCAGUGCCACCACGCUUGUUGCAACAGCCAUAAGCGCAUCCAGUACAAUAACUGCUGCCGCGAGUGUUCUGCCAGCAGUAACCUCCUCCAAUACCAACCCCGUGUCUACGCAAAUCUCGGGUAAUUCCCUAGGCGGCUCGACGACAGAUGAUUCAAAGAAACAUGUCAUUGCUGUCGCGAUAGGGGUCUCUCUAGGCGCUGUGGUCCUUGUCGCGUUGAUCGUACUUUUUGCCUAUCUUCGUCGACGCAAACGAAGCAGGCAGUUGCCAGUAUCAUCUACACGUGGCGGAUUAAUCCCCCGGGGCACAUGCGGAUGCGGUAUUACUGGGCUGCUUCCAAGUCUCGCAGACAUCGUUAGUAAAAUCAAACAAAAACUGACGAACAAAGCCAUCACGAAAUUGCGUACUAAAGUGCAAGCCGUUGUGGCUCGCAUUUGGAAGCAUGGUUCCACCACCAAGGAUAAACGAAAUGACAAGAGCGUGGAAACACAAGCCGAAAUCAUUGAGAAAGGCGUCACUCGUGAAGCACUAUCGCAAACUCCAACAGAGAGUAAGAACAACAAUAUAUCAUCAUCACCUCCGCGGAAGGUGCCACAUCUUGCCAAUCCAUUCUUCAAUCCUCCAAAAUCCAACAAUAAUAAAAGCAGUUCUUGGCCAGAGAAUCAACCUAACAAUCCCACAGAGCCACAUACUCCGGCAAAUGAUAGCGAUCAAGUUUCGAUUUCUCUGCCGCUGACCGUGCGGAAUGUUGUUGAAUCGGACAGUGACGACAAUCACAGCAAGAAGAACGUCCCCACCAACAGACAAAGAAAGAACUCUCAGAGCAGAUACAGCGGCUCGACCUUGACUUUAUCAAGUGGCCGAGGAUCUUCGCCAUUAAUACCCGAUUUCAAGUCCCGGCUAGAGAAUUGGCGACGAGAUCUGAAAUCCGCAGAUAGAACGAGUGCGCAUAGCGACCCUUUUGAUUUGGAACGGCCUCUUACAGCUCAUUCUUCGCCUCAUCCGACACCUAUGGCUGAGCAACAGAAGUUUCGAGAGGGAUAUUUCUAA